This is a messenger RNA of Diatraea saccharalis (sugarcane borer), 438 nucleotides long. The record is from the annotation of a GenBank genome assembly. Lineage: Eukaryota; Metazoa; Arthropoda; Insecta; Lepidoptera; Crambidae.
AUGCAUUUGUCGAGUGAAGUGAGUUCGACUACAAACGGACUGGGUCAUGAGGCACCAGCGUCGAGUUACGCUAGCGGUCUUCCCAGUCAGCCGUUGACUGCUGAACUUUUGGCUGAAAGAACUCUGGAAGGCUUGUUAGCUGACCAUCCUGGGGAGCUCGUGAAGACGGGAAGUCCCCAUGUGGUCUGUACUGUUCUACCGCCACAUUGGAGAUCAAAUAAGACUUUGCCAGUGGCCUUCAAGGUAGUGGCGUUGGGUGACGUCGGUGACGGAACUUUAGUCACCGUGCGGGCAGGCAACGACGAGAAUUGCUCAGCAGAGCUUAGGAACUGUACGGCGGUCAUGAAGAACCAGGUGGCGAAGUUCAAUGACCUGAGAUUCGUCGGGAGAAGUGGGAGAGCCAGGUUAUUGUCAAGUCAGCAGCAUAUUUUGCUAUGA